Molecule: messenger RNA, 2751 nt
Organism: Cryptomeria japonica (Japanese cedar)
Lineage: Eukaryota; Viridiplantae; Streptophyta; Pinopsida; Cupressales; Cupressaceae
Product: PHD finger protein MALE MEIOCYTE DEATH 1
Exons: 3
Coding region: 381-2501 (706 amino acids)
Source: RefSeq, a predicted model, not a curated record
CUUGAAGCUUUGUUUUACCAGCGCAGAAUAUGCCCAUGAGAUCUUAUCGCCGAUUAUGCAGCCCUUUCGUAUUCCUCAUGCCGUUAGGACAUUGGACAGCCGAGAUGAGGGCGAAGAUUCGCCUCGAAAUCUCUGCCGUUGGACGAUAUCGAAACGUUUCGAUCUUUAACCCGAAGUGCUCUCAAAUUAGAUUGUUAACCUGCAACUGUUAUUCAAAUUCUCUCUGUAGCUCUGUAAGGCGCGUUUGUGUUUUUGAAAUUGCGAAUUCUCUUCGCCUUCAGAAGCUUCGGCAGUUCAAUUCUCUCUGUGUUUUUGUGGUUUGAUAAAGGGUGAGUUUUAUCUCUGUAAAAGUUUAAUUCGAGCCAAAAUCAGGGAAGAUCAUGUACGUGAAUUGUCAGAAUCGUCGGAAGAGGAAACGGGGAGAGAAGCUGUUCGAUUUCCAGACAUUUGGUGAUCCAGGCUGCCCCGCGGAUUAUGACUUGCCUUUCAGAGACAACAUUCGUGUUUUCCUGGAGGAAUGCGCGGAGAGAGAGCCUUACAAUAUUGAUGGUAAUCCCGCCUGGAUCGUUCUUUUGCAGGGAGAAACACAAAGUGCCAUCAUUCCGCUUCAUGUUGUCGAAGAGAAUGCGCUCAAUUCGCCAAACCCCCACUGCGACCAGUGCCGUUGUGUUGGUUGGAGUCAUCAUUUAGUCUCGAAACGACGGUAUCAUUUUCUCAUUGCCGCGCCAGAAAUCGCAGAGCGGCCGCUUGGAUUAGCUGCUGCAAUGGUUGGAACAAGGGUUUGCCCCAAUUGCCACGAUCGUGUCUCUAACAUCUCCAGCUGUUUAACAUGCGGUGAGAAGGUGGUGCAAGGUAGAACUCUGGAUCUGCACACUCAUCUCUUGCACGGUGUGAUCCAUGGCAAUGGCUUUGGGCACCUUCUGUGCAUCAAUGGUCGAGAAAAGGGUUCAAAGUAUGCCUCUGGAAGGCACAUUAUGGAUUUCUGGGACAGAAUGUGCUCUAUGUUGCGAGCAAGGAAGGUUAGCGUGGAAGAUUUGGCGAAGAAGAGAAGUAUGGCAUUCAGGCUGCUCAAUUGCGCUGCGUAUGGACAAUCGUGGUAUGGACGAUGGGGUUAUGUAUUCGGACACGGGAGCUUCGGGGUGACUCCACAAAUGUACAGUAAAGCCAUCGAGGCUGUUCGUGGAAUUCCUUUGAAAGUGAUGAUGCAACACUUUCAAGGGGUUGAUACUCAAGUGCUCGAGAUCGUACAUGAGUACCAAAGAAUAAGCAGACAGGAACUGCAGACAGUAGGAGAUCUGUUCCGCUACAUGUUGGAGCUCAAGGCCCGUCUUCCUCUGCAGUCAUCGCCCUCCACCAGCGGCAGCACCACCAUGACCAGCGAUAAUGGUUCCACGAAGUCGUUCACAGAAAGAAAUGCCCUUAAUUCCAACCACAUAGCUGCCUAUACGCAGUGCCGAUGGUCCGUGAAGAGACUCGAGCUUGCGGCCCAGGUGGUAGUGGACGCUCUGAGGAACUGCAGUAAGGACAAGAUGUCGCGGCAGGACGUGAGAGACGUGGCCAGACUACACAUCGGAGAUACAGGCCUCUUGGAUUUCGUGCUCAAGUCUCUGGGCAACCGUAUCGUGGGCGAUUCUAUCGUUCGCAGGGCCGUCAAUCCGGCGACCAAAAUUCUGGAAUACAGUCUGGAAGAUGUCAAUAAGGUAGAGUCGGUGGACCAUUUUGGGUGUGGCGUAGAGGAUCCCCUGUGGCAGGUGCGGAGGACGGAAGUUGAGAGAGACAUCUUUUAUCUGUAUAAGCACGUUCUAGAGAACUACAAGCCCGCCAGAAAAGGAUUCAAGACUGUUAGUAACGGCACUAACAGCAACAUUCUGAUGGCCAUUCCCACGGCGACGAAGAUAAUUCUGGACACGAAGCAGUUCAUCAAGGAUUACAAGGGCGAGAUGACACGCAAGGGUGCUCACAACGAGUGGGCAAUUGACGAGGACGAGAUGCUGAGAGUGCUGUGCAAUGUGGUAGUGAUGAACAAAGAGAAGAACAAUCACAUGUCCAUGGACAUGUCGAUGACUAACCGUCCUCUGCCUCCAGCUGAGAUGGUAGUUCUGCCCCCCCACGCCACCAUUGGAGAGCUCAAGGAGGAGGCCCAGCGAGCCCUCAGGGACACCUACAUUGUCACUGAGAAUUUGGUGGUGGAAGGCAUCCUGGACCUGCAGGGCGACGACGACGAUCUGCUUUUUGGGACCUUAGAGUCCGGCUCUACUGUCAUGGUUCAAGGCACUGGCAUCGAUGUUUCGAGUGAUUUGCGUUACGAAGGUGGUGCCGACGAUUGGACUGUGGACUGCCCCUGUGGCGCCAAAGAUGAUGACGGCGAACGCAUGAUUGCAUGUGAUAUGUGCGAGGUGUGGCAGCACACUCGUUGCGCUGGCAUUUGCGAUGCAGAUGCUGUUCCUCAGCUCUUUCUCUGCAACCGCUGCGGAAUGGGCUUGUACCAAGCUAUUCUUUGAUCAAUGUUGCCAUUCAUUAAUACCCAUCAUCAGUAUCUUCUUGAUACCCUCUUUUGCUUUUCUUAAUUCAUCUCUGUACAUGUACAACAGCAACAGUAAGCAUGCUCAUAUGAGGUUAGAGAUUCUUCAGUCUGAGUUGUAUUUUGUUUAAACAGUCCGAGAUUACCAAUACCCACACUGGCGUACAUUGUAAAAUUCAAUUGUCAUUCAUUAGUGUUACAAUAAAUUUUCCCAACAUUCUGACUUUUAA